Messenger RNA from Penicillium brasilianum, 1103 nucleotides. The record is from the annotation of a GenBank genome assembly. Lineage: Eukaryota; Fungi; Ascomycota; Eurotiomycetes; Eurotiales; Aspergillaceae.
GUUGGAUAUAAUUCUUCGACAUGAGCAUGAGGGUCAAAACAACACACGCAUACAAAGGCGGACGACGACCGAACAAGGGAAAUGCCGCUCUUCACCUUGCUGCCAUCAGAGGCAACCACUCAGUCGUCCGGUCCUUGCUCGCCCGAGAAGCUAGUCUUGAGCACAAAAAUUCAGAGGGAAAUACUGCACUGGCGCUGGCGGUAAAACAUCGACAUGAACGAAUUGCACACAUGUUGUUGGAGGAAGGUGCUAAGCCAGACGCCAGGGUUUCAGAAGGGUAUACAUGCCUGCAUCACGCAAUUCGAUCCCGGCUAGGCAUAUCCAUGGUUUCUUUACUACUGCAGCACGGGGCCGAUGUUCUCGCCCAGGGUCCUCGAGGCCAGACUCCCCUCCACAUAGCUGUGGGCCAGAGAAAUGUGGUAACACUACUAAUACAACAUGGCGCUGAUAUCUUUGCCAAGGAUGGCAGUCACCAAACUCCUUUUGAUAAUGCGUUGCAGCAUAACGACCGUGAAAUGUUUGAGGAGUUAGUCAAGAAAGCAAAAGAGCUUUCUCGCAACGCAUCGGACCCUAUAUAUCAGAUAAGUGGAGUUGAUCUAUUCCAGCAUCUACAACACAACAUUCAACCCAGCGAUAAUGCCCGGUUUUCACAAGUUGUUGGAGAGCAUUAUAGGCCAUGGAGGAGGCUCCAUGUGAUGCCUACCCUACAUGCCGUCAUUCUUGCAGGUAAUGCCGAGCUGGCCAGGGCAAUAAUCCGCGAAUCGUGGGUCGACGUCAACGUGACAAACUAUUACAAACAAACGGCGCUGCAUCUUGCUGCUGCUGAAAACCAGCAUAGCUGUGUACUCGUGCUUCUUGAUCAUGGAGCAAAUAUUAACGCGCAAGACAUGUUCGAUAAGACCCCUUUGUAUCUAGCGGCCGUUGAUGGAGCGCGUAAGUGCUUUCGUACUCUUCUAAAGUAUGAGGCGGAUAUGAUUAGGUAGCAUAUAAGACCCUCUCUUCCAGAAGAAUAUUCCCCGCUGAUAGCGGUCUCGGUAUAGUGUCAUGCAAGAUAGAGUUCAAGAAUAAAUCGAGGAGAAGAAAACGUGAAACUCCUAAGCUCG